AUGAGAAAGUUAAAAGCGCGGAGAACCCUCUCUCUCUCUCUCUCUCUCUCUCUCUCUUUUUUUUCUCUCUCUCUCUCUUUCUGCGUCUACAUGCGGAGAAACUACGCUUACUCUCUUUCUGUGGCUACAAGCGGAACAACCCCCACUCUCUCUUUCUGUGUUUACAGGCGGAGAACCCACCCUCUCGCCCUCUCUCUCUCUCUCUCUCUCUCUCUCUGUUGUUCUGUGUCUACAAGCGGAGGAAUCUCUUUCUCUCUUUUUCUCUCCCUUUUCUGCGACUACAUGCGGAGAAACUACCCUCGCUCUCUGUGUCUACAAGCAAAGAACUCCCUCUCUCUCUCAGUGUUUACAGCCGGAGGAUCCCCCUCUCUCCCGUCUCUCGCCUACUCUCUCCCCCUCUCUCGCUUUCCCCCUCUCUCGCUUUCCCCCUCUCUACGCCUCUCCUUCUCUCUCUCUCUCUCUCUGUGUUGA
Acanthosepion pharaonis is the source of this 471-nucleotide messenger RNA. The record is from the annotation of a GenBank genome assembly. Lineage: Eukaryota; Metazoa; Mollusca; Cephalopoda; Sepiida; Sepiidae.